UUAGGGGAAGGAGGGCGGAGGCGGAGGCCAGUUCCCCAGCUCCAGCCGCCGUCGCCGCCGCCAGUAUAGUGCAGCCGCUGCCGCCUCCCGCCAGCCCGCCGGGGGAGAGAACGUGCUUGAGCUCGGGCAUCCCCGCCCCAGUCUUUUCCGGAGCCAUGAACCCCAACUGUGCCCGGUGCGGCAAGAUCGUGUACCCCACGGAGAAGGUGAACUGUCUGGAUAAGUUCUGGCAUAAAGCAUGCUUCCAUUGCGAGACCUGCAAGAUGACACUGAACAUGAAGAACUACAAGGGCUAUGAGAAGAAGCCCUACUGCAACGCACACUACCCCAAGCAGUCCUUCACCAUGGUGGCUGACACUCCGGAAAACCUCCGCCUCAAGCAACAGAGCGAGCUCCAGAGUCAGGUGCGCUACAAGGAGGAGUUUGAGAAGAACAAGGGCAAAGGCUUCAGCGUGGUGGCAGACACACCCGAACUCCAGAGAAUCAAGAAGACCCAGGACCAGAUCAGCAACAUAAAGUACCAUGAGGAGUUUGAGAAGAGCCGCAUGGGCCCCAGUGGGGGUGAGGGCCUGGAGCCAGAGCGCAGGGACGCCCAGGACAGCAGCAGCUACCGGCGGCCUCAGGAGCAGCAGCAGCCGCCUCACCACGUCCCGACCAGCGCCCCUGUCUACCAGCAGCCCCAGCAGCAGCAGGCCACUCCAGCCUACGGUGGCUACAAGGAGCCUGCAGCCCCAGUCUCCAUACAGCGCAGCGCCCCAGGCGGGGGCGGGAAGCGGUACCGUGCGGUGUACGACUACAGCGCUGCCGACGAGGAUGAGGUCUCCUUCCAGGAUGGGGACACCAUCGUCAACGUGCAGCAGAUCGAUGACGGCUGGAUGUAUGGGACCGUGGAGCGCACUGGCGACACGGGGAUGCUGCCGGCCAACUACGUGGAGGCCAUCUGAGCCCCGCGGUGCCCUCCCCAACCAGUCUUCAGUGCAUUCCAUGACAUCGCAUCCGUCCCGGGGCGUGACCCAUCCACCCUUCAGUGUCUCUGUUUCUUAAGAUCUGCAACGGCUUGUUUAUUCCCAUCCCU
This is a messenger RNA of Marmota flaviventris (yellow-bellied marmot), 1075 nucleotides long. RefSeq names its product LIM and SH3 protein 1 (gene Lasp1). The record is from RefSeq and is a predicted model, not a curated record. NCBI's taxonomy places the organism in Eukaryota, Metazoa, Chordata, Mammalia, Rodentia, Sciuridae. Gene Ontology annotation, cellular component: focal adhesion. Gene Ontology annotation, molecular function: actin filament binding.